This is a messenger RNA of Aspergillus mulundensis, 1410 nucleotides long. RefSeq names its product mitochondrial 37S ribosomal protein bS1m. Gene Ontology annotation, cellular component: mitochondrial small ribosomal subunit. The transcript has a single exon. Bases 1 to 1410 code for a protein of 469 amino acids. Gene Ontology annotation, biological process: mitochondrial translational initiation. Lineage: Eukaryota; Fungi; Ascomycota; Eurotiomycetes; Eurotiales; Aspergillaceae. Gene Ontology annotation, molecular function: structural constituent of ribosome. The record is from RefSeq and is a predicted model, not a curated record.
AUGGUGUCAGCAGCAAGGCUAUCGCCGACAGCAAAGCUGCUGCGGAACUCUCGUCUCUUUGCACUUCCGCAGGCUCUUACCCCUGUGGCGCCGCCUACCUCGAGAAGUUAUGCCGAAUCCGACAGCGCAACCCUCCCUCACCCCAUCCGAGCAUCCAUCGUCACACCGGCUGCGUCGUUAUCCAGAGGAGAUUGGGGUCUCAAGAGACCACUUCCUGCUAAGUCGACAUCCGAAAAGACUUCGAGGCCUGUCGUGAGGAUCAAUGAGUUGGAUACCUUCGAACAUGUCACAGACUUCGAUUCCGCAUCGGACCACACGGUGACCUUGGAGAAGUUCCAAGAACUCAAUAUGCCGAUUUCUGUCCUUACAAAGAUCAACUUCGGGGGAAGCUUAUUACCGAAACAUCAGAGUGUCUUUGAACAGGACGUCGACAACACGGAGGCGAGCGAGAAUCUCAACCAACCCGACAUGAAACGAUUCAGACAUACUGGUCCCUGGCUUGCAGGUCUCACGGAUGCGGAGUUCGCUGCUUUUCUGAAAAAGGUACAGAAGAAGAAGCCUCAACUGCUGUCCCAACUUGAAGAGCGCUUCUUCGAGAAACGAUUCGCCGAGAUCAAGAACGAGGCUCAAGACAAGGGCGAAGAUUUGGACAAUUUGCCGGCGCCUACUCGGGAAGAAUUCGACAACUACCUAAAGAAACUACGUACGGAUCCAUUUGCGCUAGGUCCUGUGGUAUAUGAUCUGUUGGAUCUUCCUGCCACUGCUCCGGUGCCCGCUGAGCGGAUGGCCAAGAAGUACUACCAGACUCCCCCGACUAAAAUGGCUUCUCCGGAGUACGCGACCGCCGGGCCUCCCAUAACGCAUCCUUCAGCUGGCCUGUAUUAUGCUAGGUCGCAUGCUUCGCUUUACAAUCACCCGACGUAUGGUCCUCAGGCGAACCAACGGCCAGUCGAGGCACGUAUUUUGAGACCUAGGGGCAAAGUCAAGAACAGGGGUGGCAGGGCCGUCAUCGGUAUCGGUGGUAUUGCGCUAGACGACAUGACUUCUUUGACCUUCUCGGAAUCAUAUGGCCCCGCAGGUCUGUCGGCCUUCGACCCAUCCUUACCCGGUGGUGCCAAGUAUUAUGUCACACCUGGCAGAGCCUUCAUCAGCUCGACUGGGCGAAUCAUUCUUACAAGCUCCCGCGCUACCACGAACUCUAAGGCACCAUACGGAUUGCAAGAUUACAGAAGUAGCACCUCCCCACCUCGACGAUACACCUCGGCUGAGCACAAGCGCGCCGGCAGUCGGAAUGUCGAUAGGUUGGACCAGCCUCGCGUUCGCGCGCGGCCUGCUCCGGGCGUCGCGCAACAGGAUAGAUCCUCUCGGGACGUUGCAAAUAGCGUUAUGAGGGGUCUCCAGUCUCGAUAA